AUGUGCACCUUAGGCGCCAAAGCUGACGGACAGCCCCUAAAACAUUGGGCCUUCGUGGAAACAGAAAUCCUCCAAGCUAUAGCCGUUAAACCCAAAGACAUGAACCCCCACACAAAAAAAAUUAGAGCUUUAGCAGAACAAGUGGAAGAGGAAAAGAGGACCCUCAGGAGCAGCAAGUACAAAGUACAGAAUAGUCCAGGAGCAGUAAAAGCAAAAAAGAGAGUCUGGGGAAUAAAGCUAGAAAUAGUCACUAGCAGCCAAGAAUUAACUCAGAAGCGAUAG
Messenger RNA from Plasmodium inui San Antonio 1, 282 nucleotides. RefSeq lists its product as hypothetical. The record is from RefSeq and is a predicted model, not a curated record. The transcript has a single exon. Lineage: Eukaryota; Apicomplexa; Aconoidasida; Haemosporida; Plasmodiidae. The coding region runs from base 1 to 282 and encodes 93 amino acids.